AUGGGCUACAACCGUCUCUCAGGAGUGACUUACAGUGACCCAAGCCGCGUGUAUGACACUUUUAUUCUCUUCACCGGUGCAGACUCGGUGACGCGGCUCAUCGACCUCAACGGGACGACCGUUCAUCAAUGGCCAUCUCCCGGUGUGCCUGCAAGAGUACUAAACCCGGCCUUCACGCGCGGGCAAAAGGGGACCGUCGGGCUGCAGCUGUCAGAAAGUGGCGACCCGCGCGGUGGCAUCUAUGCGAAUGGCACAAUCGGCCAACUGGAUUGGGCUGGCGAGCGUCUGUGGGAAUGGGGUCAGGAGGCUGUUGACGGUGCAGCGCGCCAGAAUCACGACUGGCAGUUGCUGCCAAACGGCCACUGGCUGAUUCUGGUGGUUGAGCCUAGGGUGAUCGAUGCCCUGGGGCCGGACACCACUGCAGACCAGGGCCUGGUGGAAGUAGAUCCUGACGGACGCGUGGUGUGGACAUGGAGGUCGGGCGACCAUAUACAUGAGCUCGGAUUGUCAGACCGCGGACUCGACUUAUUGCGCGAAACAGUCGCUCGCGAUCCCGACAAUCCAUGGGGCUGUCUAGAGAUGAACAGUGCGUCGACGCUGGGGCCGAACCAAUGGUACGAGAAAGACGCGGACGCAAACGCUGCAUUCCAUCCCGAUAACAUCAUCGUGAGCUUCCGCAAGGCAAACAUUGUCGCUAUCAUCGAAAAGUCGACCGGCCGCAUUGUGUGGCGGUUGGGACCCUACUACCACGAGAAAUCGGGAGACCAGCACCAACGCAUCCUAAGACACAACCUGCCACGGCCAGUAGACCAGACAUCUGGCCAGCAUAACCCCCAUAUCAUCCCCAAGGGGUUUCCUGGGGCAGGCAAUGUUCUGGUCUUCGACAACCAGGGCGGCGCUGGCUACCCGACUGCGGCACUGGGCAUUUACGCUGGUUCACGCAUUCUCGAAAUUGAGCCAACCACCAAGCAGAUCGUGUGGCAAUACACUGCUGAGGAUUCGGGUCUGCCACCGUGGACGUUUUUUAGUUCGUUUGUGAGCAACGCACAGCGUCUGCAAAACGGCAACACGCUGAUAACCGAGGGUAUGAAUGGCCGUAUCUUCCAAGUUACGGACAAGGGCCAGAUAGUGUGGGAGUAUUACAGUCCGUAUACUGGAUACGGCGUGGCUGGCGAGCCCGAAGUGGCAAAGCCGCGUGUUGAUGGCGUGGAUAGGCUGAGUGUGACGCCGUUGGUGUAUCGGUCGCAGGCUGUUCCUGAUGACUGGGUCCCUGAUGACGUGACGAGAGCGGCAGCAGUGGCCGUAAAGAAGUCUUGA
Talaromyces rugulosus is the source of this 1317-nucleotide messenger RNA. RefSeq lists its product as uncharacterized. NCBI's taxonomy places the organism in Eukaryota, Fungi, Ascomycota, Eurotiomycetes, Eurotiales, Trichocomaceae. The transcript has a single exon. The record is from RefSeq and is a predicted model, not a curated record. Bases 1 to 1317 code for a protein of 438 amino acids. Gene Ontology annotation, molecular function: aryl sulfotransferase activity.